Colletotrichum chrysophilum is the source of this 1644-nucleotide messenger RNA. RefSeq lists its product as uncharacterized. The coding region runs from base 1 to 1644 and encodes 547 amino acids. NCBI's taxonomy places the organism in Eukaryota, Fungi, Ascomycota, Sordariomycetes, Glomerellales, Glomerellaceae. Gene Ontology annotation, molecular function: ferroxidase activity; copper ion binding. Gene Ontology annotation, cellular component: high-affinity iron permease complex. The transcript is spliced from 4 exons. The record is from RefSeq and is a predicted model, not a curated record. Gene Ontology annotation, biological process: reductive iron assimilation; cellular response to iron ion starvation.
AUGGCCAAAGCUCUCCUCUUAGCGCUCGCGUGCUCAGCGCUGCGUCAGGUCACGGCCGCCACGGUCACCUAUGACUUUUCCAUCGGUUGGGUUCGUGCCAAUCCCGACGGCGCCUUCGAGCGGCCCGUUAUUGGUAUCAACGGUCAAUGGCCUAUUCCGCGCAUUGAGGCUAACAUUGGCGACAACAUCAUCGUCAAUGCCUACAAUGCUCUGGGUAACCAGUCCACCUCGCUCCAUUUUCAUGGACUGUUCAUGAACGGAACCACGCAUAUGGAUGGCCCUUCCCAGGUCUCACAAUGCCCCAUCCCUCCGGGAUCGAACUUCACCUACAACUUCACGAUCACUCAGCCUGGAACAUACUGGUACCACUCUCACACGAAGAGCCAGUAUCCUGAUGGUCUGCGCGGUCCCCUCAUUAUUCAUGAUCCGGACAACCCGUACAAGGACCAAUAUGAUGAGGAAGUCAUCGUCACCUUGUCCGAUUGGUACCAUGCGCAAAUGCAGGUGCUCAUCCCGCCAUUCAUGAGCAAGACUAACCCCACCGGUGCGGAGCCUGUGCCCAAGGCUGCGCUGAUGAACGAAACCCAAAACCUCACUAUCUCGAUUCAGCCCGGCAAAACCUACUUCUUCCGCGUCAUUAACAUUGGUGCCUUUGCCGGUCAAUACCUUUGGUUUGAGGGGCACAACAUAUCCAUUGUCGAAGUUGAUGGAGUCUACACUCAGCCGGCCGAGGCCGAUAUGAUCUAUCUGUCCGCAGCACAGCGAUGCAGCUUCCUUCUGACCACUAAGAAUGACACCACCCAGAAUUAUCCCAUUGUGGGAAGUAUGGAUACGACCCUCUUUGACACUCUUCCAGAUGACCUGAACUGGAAUGUCACUGGAUGGUUGACAUACGAUUCAUCGAAGUCAUUCCCUGAACCAGCGCUCAUAGACGGUGACUUCCAACCAUUUGACGACAUGACCCUGGUUCCGCACGACAGUCUCGAACGCUUUGGUGAGCCCGAGCAGACUGUUGAGCUCGAUGUCAUUAUGGAUAACCUGGGUGAUGGUGCCAACUACGCCUUCUUCAAUAACAUUAGCUAUGCCUCUCCUAAGGUUCCGACAUUGUACACCGCUCUUACAACGGGAGAUACAGCCACGAACCCCGAGGUUUACGGCACGUAUACCCAUAGCUUCGUGUUGAAGAAGGAUGAGAUUGUCCAGAUUGUGGUCAACAACCUCGACACUGGUCGUCAUCCUUUCCAUUUGCACGGUCAUCACUUUCAGGCCCUUUACCGCGGCGAAGAAUCGAGUGGAACUUUUGAGCAGUCUAACAUGACGGAAAGCGACUUCCCUCAAGUUCCGAUGAGACGCGACACCCUUGUCAUCUGGCCCGAGGGCAACAUCGUCCUUCGCUUCAAGGCAGACAACCCAGGAGUUUGGCUGUUUCACUGCCACAUUGAGUGGCAUGUUACCUCCGGUCUUCUCGCAACUUUCGUCGAGGCACCCUUGGAGCUUCAAAAGUCCCUCACACUUCCGCAAAGCCACCUGGACGUCUGCAACGCCGGAAACGUGCCAACCGCGGGAAAUGCGGCGGCGAACACCGUAGACUUGUUGGACCUCUCAGGCCAGAACUCCCCACCCGCUCCUUUGCCUGCUGGGUAA